AUGGCUCCGUUCAUGCACAUUGCACUGUUGUCUCUUGCCGGUCGAACUGUGGCCCUGCGUCAGAAUCAGGAGGGCGAUGAGCAGCUGAGCGAGGUUGCCCCUGAGCUGCUCCCAACUGGAAAGGCGGGCUACUCCAUGCUCUGCUGCGUCUCAGCGAAGGCGGACUUUGCUGUUGCGGACUCGCGCUUCCAGGGUGCUGCGGGAAGGAUGCUAAAGGCUGUAGCGGAGGAUGGAGCUUAUGGCGUGGGAGCUGACUUCCAUCCCCAUCACUUCGAAGAACAUUGCAAGGUGGCGUUACACUUGGAGCAGUGCCCUGAUGUUACAGCGCCAGUGGAUGAUGACGCUCGCAGUCAUCCUGAUGAGCUGGCGGCACAGAUUGAGGAGUUCCUCGCCAAGUAUGGCAUUCACGCAGAGGAGAAGACACCUGACUACAAAACGUACAUGGGUGAUUCACCCAGGUGCCCGAAAGAUUUCGAACCACAGCAGGAUCUUCGUCGGUGCAGUAAGCAUAUGAUGCAUUUCUUGAAGCUCUUGAAGCUGUGGAGGAGGAAACUGGAGGCAGAGGACGAGGUCAAGGACAACACGGGUCUGCGCGGCUUCUUCCUGGGAAACCCGAAGAGCCGAAAAAGGCUUACGAGAAGCUGCGGGAUGCGGACUUCGAUGUCAGAAAGUUGUGGUUCAAGGGGUACACGCGUGACAUCUGACUUGCUUUCGUUUUCCAGACCCUAG
This is a messenger RNA of Symbiodinium pilosum, 729 nucleotides long. Lineage: Eukaryota; Dinophyceae; Suessiales; Symbiodiniaceae. The record is from the annotation of a GenBank genome assembly.